AUGGGUUCUUGCUGCUUUCGUGGCAAGUCCAGCAUCGGGUCUUUCGGUGAAUCCUCUCCUCCUGUACAAAAUGCGUCCCCGGUUUGUUCGGACAAGCGCAGGCGUCGAUUGUCGAUGAAUCAAGGCACGGACAUGGGAUUCAGAGCUACGUCGAGCUCGGACACGGAGGUCGAUGAGACCUAUCAACAGGGUAGAAUAGUGAUAGGAGAUGAACCUCAUAGGCGCUCCGAUAGGCGGUUGUCCAUAACCAGCCAGGCCGUUGCUGGCCCGCUCUCGCAACAGAAAGGUUUCGCGGUAGUAGAAGCUUUGAAAAGGGAUAAAAUGUAUGAGAAGCAGGGGACGACUGUUCCUACGACAAUUGGAUAUGUCUGUAAGAAGGGCCUGAAGCCGGAUAGUCCCAAUCAGGAUGACUUUGAUAUUGUUAUAUCGGAUGAUAGCGAAAUAUACGCAGUCUUCGAUGGUCAUGGACCUUGUGGCCAUAUUGUGUCCAAGCUCUGUCAGGAGCUUUUACCUGAUUUGAUUACCAAUGAUCCCAAUUUUGAAGAUGAUUUGUCUAAGGCAUUUAAAACUGCUUUUAUCCGUACUCAUGUCCUAUGCGAGCAUAUUGCGGAGUCGCAAGACAACUUCGACUGCUCUUUUUCUGGCUCAACUGCGACAAUCGUUCUGCGCCGUGAUGACUCACUGUACUGCGCAUGGGUAGGCGAUUCACGAGCUGUGCUGGCCACCAUCAAGUCGUCUCUAUCCGGCAAUCGUCUCGUAGCUGUAGAUCUAUCCCGAGACCACAAACCCGAGUUACCCGACGAGAGAGCUCGCAUCGAAUCGCAAGGUGGCAGAGUCCUCAGGCUCGGCGGUGAUAUUCCCUACAGAGUGUUCGUGAAAUCCGCCUUCUACCCCGGUUUAGCAAUGACUAGGUCUAUAGGAGAUAUUGUUGGUGUAUCGGCUGGGAUCUCACACAUUCCGGAGGUUUCUGAGCAGACCAUCAACGAGAGCGCUGAUAAGUUUGUCAUUGUAGCCAGCGAUGGAGUAUGGGAAUUCAUAUCCAGUCAAGAAGCCGUUGAUAUUAUAAGAUGGGCUCAAACCAGAUAA
Messenger RNA from Perkinsus marinus ATCC 50983, 1086 nucleotides. Its product is annotated as protein phosphatase 2C ABI2, putative. The record is from RefSeq and is a predicted model, not a curated record. Lineage: Eukaryota; Perkinsozoa; Perkinsida; Perkinsidae. The transcript has 10 exons. Gene Ontology annotation, biological process: protein dephosphorylation. The coding region runs from base 1 to 1086 and encodes 361 amino acids. Gene Ontology annotation, molecular function: cation binding; protein serine/threonine phosphatase activity.